UUCAUCAACCCGAAAAUGAAUUCUUGCUUCACCAUCUCCCUCUCCCUCUCCCUCUCUCUCUGCCUCCUCUUCCUCUUCAUCAAUUUUUCGAGUACAGAUUCAGCACCUACUUAUCUAUAUCAUUCCUGCACAAAUGACACCCUCUUCUCUCCCAACUCCACCUACCAGUCCAACCUGAACGCCCUGCUCUCUUCCCUCUCCACCGCUGCCGCUGCCACCAACAACACCGACGGCUUUGCCAACUCCACUGCCGGCCAAAACUCUCCUAAUCGGGCCUACGGGCUCUUCCUCUGCCGUGCAGACGUCAGUGCCUCCACGUGCAGCGACUGCGUGGCCACCGGAACACAGGAUAUCCUCCAAAGAUGCCCCAACCAGCGGGUCUCUGUGAUCUGGUACGACCAGUGCAUGUUGAGGUACUCCAACGCGUCGAUCUACGGGGUCAUGGAACAAGUGCCCGCUUUGACGAUGUACAACACCGGGAACAUCACCGAUCCAACCCGGUUCAUGCAACUCCUGGGACAGGCCAUGGACUACAUCGCCACGGCAGCUUCGGCUGACGAGUCGGGGAAGAAAGUUGCGGUCAACGAGACGAACUUCACGAGCUUGCAGCAGUUGUACACUCUUGCGCAGUGCACGCCGGACUUGUCAGCGUCGGACUGCAACACAUGCCUUCGGGCGGCGAUUGGGGGCCUUCCCCAGGGGAAGCAAGGUGGGAGGACGUUCACUCCGAGCUGCAGCGUGAGGUUCGAGCUAUACCCCUUUUACAAUGCCUCGGCCGUGGUGGCCCCAGCCCCUCCGCCGUCCCAGAUUCCGUCUCCUCCUGCUCCCGUGAUCAGACCUAAAGGCAAAAGCAAUAAAACUACUGUGAUAAUCAUUGCCGUCGCUGUUCCUGUUGGCGUGGGCGUGGUGCUUCUCUUCCUCGCUUGCUGUUUGAGGCAGAGGAAAGUGACCAAGCCGUACGAAGUCGCUCAAGCAGAUCAAAGCAGCGUAAAUGACAUUACAAACGCCGAGUCCUUGCAGUACGAUUUUGCCACCAUACAGACCGCCACAAACAAUUUCUCUCACCAAAACAAGUUGGGUGAGGGUGGAUUCGGGGAAGUUUUCCAGGGUAGGCUUCCUAAUGGACAACAAAUAGCUGUGAAGAGACUAUCUCAAGGCUCAGGACAAGGUGCUGUAGAAUUUAAGAAUGAAGUCCUGCUGGUAGCGAAGCUUCAACAUCGGAACCUUGUGAGGAUGCUCGGGUUCUGCUUGGAGGGUGAAGAAAAACUGCUUGUCUAUGAGUUUGUGCCAAACAAAAGUCUCGACUACUUUUUAUUUGAUCCUGAAAAGAGCAAGCAAUUGAAUUGGUCGAGACGUUACAAGAUAGUAUGUGGGAUUGCUCGAGGAAUGCUCUAUUUACAUGAGGACUCUCGACUUCGGAUCAUUCAUCGGGAUCUAAAAGCAAGCAAUGUCUUGUUGGAUAGUGAAAUGACUCCAAAGAUUUCGGAUUUUGGCAUGGCAAGAAUUGUUGUAGUCGAUCAGACACAGGCAAAUACCAAUAAAAUUGUGGGGACUUUUGGUUACAUGUCACCUGAGUAUGCAAUGCAUGGACAGUUCUCUGUGAAGUCCGAUGUAUAUAGUUUCGGUGUUCUACUUCUUGAGCUCAUUAGUGGGAAGAAGAAUAGUUCCUUCUACCAAUCGGACGGCAGCGAAGAUCUCGCUAGUUAUGCCUGGAAAAAUUGGAGAGACGGUACGCCGUUGGAAGUGUUAGAUCCAGCCAUUGGAGACUCAUAUUCAAGAGAUGAAGUGCUUAGAUGCCUCCACAUUGGUUUACUAUGUGUUCAAGAAGAUCCAAUGGAUAGACCCACAAUGGCAAACAUAGUCUUGAUGUUGAACAGCUACUCUGUUAGCCUUGCACUGCCUCAGCAACCGGCCUUGUUUUUCCGGAGCAGGACAGAGACAUCGAUGAAAGAGCUCGAAUCGGACCAAUCUGCCAGCAGGUCUACACCAGUGUCGAUCAAUGAGAUGUCAGUCACCGAAGUUUACCCCCGUUGAACGGUGAUGUGAGUAGAAAUCUUUCCUCAAUAUAGUCACCCAAAGACCUUGGUCAUAAGAUCCUCAGCAGUCCAGCGAGAUCAAUUAUGAACAAUGAGCAAACACCUUUGGCAUGAGAGGCUGUUUAUAUUUAUGCACCUCUGUGUGUAGUCUUAUUGUGGAAUAUAAGUUCUUCCUUGUCUAAAGAAAUAAUGAACAGAAACGGCUAGAGUUUCAU
Eucalyptus grandis is the source of this 2251-nucleotide messenger RNA. RefSeq names its product cysteine-rich receptor-like protein kinase 25. Gene Ontology annotation, molecular function: ATP binding; protein kinase activity. Gene Ontology annotation, biological process: protein phosphorylation. The transcript has 7 exons. The record is from RefSeq and is a predicted model, not a curated record. Bases 16 to 2034 code for a protein of 672 amino acids. Lineage: Eukaryota; Viridiplantae; Streptophyta; Magnoliopsida; Myrtales; Myrtaceae.